AUGUUCCGGCUCCCAGCUCUGCUGCGCGCCGGCGGGCUCCCCGCGCUCGAAGUCUUCGACUUCGAGGUCUACGACGACAACUGCGUCCACACCGGCGACGUGGCUCUGUGGCCGCCGCAGCCGCGGCUGAAGGUGCAUCCCACCGUGCGCGAGAAGCUUCUGCGAAUCCUCGACGCGCUGCCGGCGCGCGUCGCCGUCCGAUCGGCGCUCGCGCUCGGCGCGCCCGCGGACGGCAUCCUCGCGCGCAUCGACGCGGCGUCGCUCGACCUCAACGAGUCCACCGCGCGCAUGGAUCCGUGCGUCCUCUGCUGGGCGCGCAGGCCCGGCAAAUCCGACGACGCCCACGUCGGCCUCCUCCCGGCGCUCGUCGCGCGAGGCCUGGCGGUCGACGCGCGCGGUCCGCGGCGGCGGAUGACGGCGCUCGCCGUCGCGGCCGCCUGGGCCAACGCCGAAGCGGCGGUGGCGCUCCUCGACGCCGGCGCCUCCGUCAGCGCCGGCGCGCCGGCUCCGCUGCUCGCCUGCGCUCUGGCGCAGUGCGGCGAGCCCGCGCGAAUGGUUCGCUACGUGCUGCGACGGAGCAGCGGCGGGCGCUCCUGGUCCCGGCGGAAGAUCUUCAACGAGCUCCUCCGCCGCGGCGCGUCGCCCUUCGCCGCCUACGACGGGAAACCGGCGACCUUCUACCUGGACCAGUGGCUCCAGAUGAAGCUCCACUCCCUCAAGCGGAACACCGACGCGAUCAUCCACAUGCCGAUGGCGGAGUCGGAGGACGAGCCCUCGGACGACGACUCCGACGCCCGCGACGAGUAUUUCGAGAACAGGCUCGACCGGCUGAGGAUGCAGACGCGCCUCAUCUACGAGGGGUACGACGUCAAGGAACUCAGCCAGUCCAUCAACCUCAUGUCGCAGACGAUGCACGCCAUGUACACGGGCGCGCCGCUGCCCGCGGCGGGCUUCCUCCCGCUCGCGCCGCGAUCGCCUCCGACGCGGCGCACGCUGCCGCAUGCGAACCGACCGACGCAAAGAAAGGGCUUCGCCGGCCGGGAGUCGCUCGGCGACCCGCGAUUCAAAGACGGCAAGUCCAAGGCGGUCUACGACUGCGCGCGCUGGUACCUGCUGCGCGGCGGCGAGCGCAACGGCGUCGAGGCGAAGAUGACGGACUACGGCCUGGGCCUCGUGGCGUCCGGUGACGUCGCCGCGGGCGAGGCGGUGCUGACGACGCCGCGGGCGUGGAUCGUGUCCGCGGAGGACGCGCCGCUCUACCUGUCGGCGACGCGCGACGACCCCGCGGCGGAUCUCGUCACGGAGACCGCCGCCGUCUCCGCGCGCUUCGUGGAGCUCGAGGGCGACGGCAUGUGGGAGCCCUACCUCGCCGCGCUCCCGACGGCCGCGGAGCUCGGCGAUAUGCCCGCGCUCUGGCCCGACGACGAGGCCGCCGGCCUGCUCGCGGGCACGCAGACGGGCCGGAGCCGGGCCGAGCUGCUGGCCACGUGGCGCAGCGAUCUCGAGGCGAUCAACGGCCGGCGGCGCCUCCACGACCCGAGCAGCCCUGAGCUCCCGUGGCGCCAGUGGCGCUACUACGAGGCCCUCGUCAUGUCGCGCGGCUCCAGCCUGCCCGGCGUCGGCUACGCGGUCUUGCCCUUCAUCGACCUGGCGAACCACGACGACGCGCCGAACGCGAAGCUGCGCGUGGACGAGGCCGACGGGUACUGCGCGUCCGUGUCGCUGACCGCGGCGCGCGACCUCGUCAAAGGCGAGCAGGUCUUCUCGUCCUACGCCGGCGGCGAGGGCCCCAUGGACGCGCUGCUGAGCCUCCAGGCCUUCGGGUGGCUCGCGCUGGGCGACGACGAGCGGCCCCUCGUGGAGAGCUGCUCGGUCGACGUCGCGAUGGCCAUCCGGUCCGACGACGACCUCGGCGAGGUCAAGCUCGGCCUGCUCGACGCGGCGCCGGGCGGCGGCCGCGCCGUGCUCACGACGACGGGGACGUCCGACGUCGACGACCGGGCGCACGCCGGGGCGCUCCGGGACCUGCUCUGCGGCCUCCGGCUCGUGUCGAUGGACGAGGCGGCGCUCACGGCGGAGAUCCUCGAGAACGAGGCGCCGGAGGACUCGCCCUGGGCGCUGGGCGAACGCGUGAGCGACGCCAACGAGGCCGCGGCGGUGCAGGCGGGCAGCGGCCUGCUCCGGCGCAUGAUCGCGGCGUCCGACGCGGAGUUCGAGACGCGGACCAAAGCGGGCGUCGCGGCCGCGAACGCGUCGCCCGAGGGCCUCCGCCGGGCGACGCUCGCGCGCGCGACGGCCGAGGGCGAGCGCGCCGCCCUCUGCACGCUCCUCGCCCUCCUCGAGGGCCGCCCGGAGUAA
Messenger RNA from Aureococcus anophagefferens, 2358 nucleotides. RefSeq lists its product as hypothetical. Bases 1 to 2358 code for a protein of 785 amino acids. NCBI's taxonomy places the organism in Eukaryota, Pelagophyceae, Pelagomonadales, Pelagomonadaceae. Gene Ontology annotation, molecular function: protein binding. The transcript is spliced from 2 exons. The record is from RefSeq and is a predicted model, not a curated record.